This is a messenger RNA of Acanthopagrus latus (yellowfin seabream), 1179 nucleotides long. RefSeq names its product radial spoke head 3 (gene rsph3). The transcript is spliced from 8 exons. The coding region runs from base 109 to 1083 and encodes 324 amino acids. The record is from RefSeq and is a predicted model, not a curated record. Gene Ontology annotation, cellular component: cilium. Lineage: Eukaryota; Metazoa; Chordata; Actinopteri; Spariformes; Sparidae.
GGAGACGGUUGCUACGACAGUUCCCUCUCCUCUCUGCCUGCAGCCAAACAUUAACGUCAGCUCAGUGUCAAACAACGGUGCCUGCCGGUUUCUGAAAGUUUCCUAAAAAUGGCGUUUGUUUCACGGAGCCACAGAGAUCCAAACGAAACUUACACCUUCUCAAGUCGACCAAGACCUGUUGAGAACCGCCCCAAAUACAGAGGACCUCCGUUUGAACAAUGUAGGAUGCAGAGUAAUUAUGGAAACAUUAUGUAUGACCGUCGUGUUGUCAGGGGAAACUCUCAUGGCCAACACAUCAUACCAACUGCGGCUCAGACACACCCUAUUGAAAUACAAAGACAACAAGAGAUGAGGAGGAGAAAACGAGCCCGGGAGCAGUUCAGGACCAUGACUCCCGAGGCCCUGCAGGGCAGAAAACACAUUGAAAUCCAAACAGAGCUUUAUCUGGAAGAACUGAGCAAUGUUAUAGUGGCUACAGAUACUGAGUGCCAGACAGAUGCUUUCCUGGACAAACCAGCAACCCCACUCUUCAUACCUGCUAAAUCUGGCAAAGAUGUUGAUACACAGAUAGAGGAGGGAGAGUUGUUUGACUUUGACCUGGAGGUGCAGCCAGUGUUGGAGGUGCUGGUGGGUAAGACAAUCGAACAGUCUCUGAUGGAGGUGAUGGAGGAAGAGGAGCUAGCCUGUCUGAGGGCCCAGCAGAGAGCCUUCAAUGAGCUGCGCAACAAUGAGCUGGCAGAGGUGAAGCGUCUUCAGGAGCAGGAGCGACGCCACAGUGAGGAGAAAGAGCGUAGAAUUGCCCAGCAGAGGGAGAUGCUGAAGAAAGAAAGAGAGACCGCGGAGAAGAUUGCUGCCCGGGCAUACACCCAGCAGUACUUGGCUGACCUCUUACCAGCAGUCUUUACCUCACUGAGGGGCCACGGCUACUUUUACGACCCUGUGGAGAAAGAUGUCGAGACCAAUUUCUUCCCGUGGCUGAUGAAUGAGGUUCACAAAAGUUUGGAGAAGAGAUACAUAGCAAGAGAGCUGCUGGACACUAUCAUCCAGGAGGUCGCCCAGAGGAGACUGAACACAACCUGCUAAAUCUGACAUGUAGAGACACUCGGUGGUGAUGAGUCACUGAGAAAGGACAAGUGUAUGAAUGUAUAUUCUCAAAAAUAAAAUGUUGGUGCACUGCAA